CACCAGUCCUCACCACAACAACAAUAUUUGAAGCCACCCCUCCUUCCAUUUCUCUACCUAAUAACUUCGCAAGUUAUUGCCAUGGCUCCAAGCAGUAGCAGCCUGAUUGUUUUCGCCUUCAUUGCUCUUGCAUGCGCCCUCUGCGUGCAAAGCACUAGUGGAAACAUAGCUUGCGAGGACCUGAAGGAGGACUCUUGCGCCUAUGCGGUGUCAUCGUCGGGAAAGCGCUGCGUGCUGGAGAAGCAUGUCCGCAGAAGCGGGGAGGAAAAGUACACGUGCCGCGCAUCAGAUAUCGAAGCCGAAAAACUGAAAGACUGGAUCGAAACCGACAAAUGCAUUGAAGCGUGCGGGGUUGACAGGCACGCACUUGGAAUUUCAUCUGACUCUCUUUUGGAGCCUCAGUUUACCCACAAGCUCUGCUCUUCCGCCUGCUACCGCAGCUGCCCCAAUAUUGUUGAUCUCUACUUCAACCUCGCUGCCGGUGAAGGUGUGUAUCUUCCGAAACUGUGUGAAGCGCAGAGGGGUCAUGGGCGCAGAGAAAUGGCGGAAAUCAAAAGCUCCGGAAUGGUGGCACCAGGACCAGAAUCGGAUGGUGGGAAGCCUGUGAGCUUCUACAUUGUUGCCCCGGCACCCCCUCCUUAUUAAUCAUGAGAUGGGAGGCACAAUAAAGAACAUGUAGUCGUAGAUGGAUAAUUAAUUACACAGCAGUGUAUACCACACCAAUAAUAGAGGGAAGUUGUUGCAUGGGUUGGAAGCUCAUCCUCUUCUCUGCGUUCUUGAGUAUUGUAAUGGUACAACGUUAAAAGCAUAAAACUAAAAGAGAGAAUAGUAGCGUAUUUUUUUUGCAUGGAGUGUACUCUUAUGAGAUGUACCGUAGUAGAUUAGAUGCAAACGUACCGUAGAUUUGGACUCCGGUUGCGCACGUUGACUAUUUUGUUCGUCGAACGAAAUAAAUAAAAAAAAGUCAUGAUAUUUGAGUA
Coffea eugenioides is the source of this 980-nucleotide messenger RNA. RefSeq lists its product as uncharacterized. The coding region runs from base 82 to 645 and encodes 187 amino acids. The record is from RefSeq and is a predicted model, not a curated record. The transcript is spliced from 3 exons. NCBI's taxonomy places the organism in Eukaryota, Viridiplantae, Streptophyta, Magnoliopsida, Gentianales, Rubiaceae.